AUGGCGUUUUUGGGUAUCUACAAAGCCGUAUACGAUUAUGCGCCACAGGCAGAGGGCGAGCUUUCGAUAACCGAAGGCGACCUUCUCUACGUGGUAGACAAAAGUAGCGAGGACGACUGGUGGAAGGCCAAAAAGAAGGCCAGCGCCGACGACGAGGACGAGCCAAUCGGGCUCAUUCCCAACAACUACGUCGAAAAGGUGCGCCCCUACAGCCCCUACAGCCCCUACACAUACACUACCGGCUCUCGCGGCCCUCGAGUAUCCCAGUAUCAUCUUGCUAAGCCAAUUGCAGGCACACGCUAUGAGGAGUUGUCCUUCCCCGAAGAUGCCCAGCUGCAGGUCUACGACACGUCCGAUCCCGACUGGAUCCUUGUUGGUUACGAGUCCGACUUUGGCUUCGCUCCCGCCAACUACAUCGAGCUGGGCGACGCCGCCCCCGAGCAGGAGCCCGUGGCCGAGGCCGAGGCCGAAUCCGAGCCAGAGUCCACGCCGUUGCCUCCUUCGUUGCCUACACGCCCGCCUGCUGCAGCCGAACCAGACGAGUCCCGGAGCCCCCCAUUGCCCAACCGACGGCCGUCUGUAACAUACGAGAACAGUCCAGUGGCGCCCAGCGGCCCGGCUGAUGCACUGGCUGCCGUGAUGCAGGGCAGACCCUCAACCCGUGCAGCGACGCCGCCCCCGAUCACAAUUCCGCCCCGAUCGCAGUACCUCUCGGAAGAAUCCGACCAAGAGCCGAGUCCUGCUCUCCCGGUACGACCACAGUCGACGCGGUCCAACGAUGGUUCGUUGGCAUCCCCUCCCAUCCCACAGCGAUCCGCUACUUCCGCUACUCGCCGCGGUUACGACCAAGACCCUCGUGCUCCUCCGUCGUCGACACGUAUCGUGCCUGGUGGCUUCCACAUGUACAACAUCAACGAGAUGGUGUCUGUGAUGGGCAAGAAGAAGAAGAUGCCAACCACGCUAGGCGUGAAUCUGAAGACGGGCAUCAUCCUGAUCGCCCCCGAGAAGGCCCAAGACGGCCCGACCCAGGAGUGGACCGCUGACAAGAUGACUCAUUACUCUCGUGAAGGAAAACACGUCUUCUUGGAGCUUGUCCGACCUAGCAAGAGCCUCGACUUCCAUGCGGGGGCCAAGGACACGGCCGAAGAGAUUGUCAGUGCUCUCGGCGAAUUAGCUGGGGCUAUCCGGGCAGAAGGUCUCCGCGAGGUCAUCGCGGCCGGUACUGGCCAAGGUGGCCAGAAGCGAGGACAGAUCCUCUACGAUUUCAUGGCACAAGGGGACGACGAGGUCACCGUAGCCGCAGGAGACGAAGUGAUCGUGCUUGACGAUAUCAAGAGCGAAGAAUGGUGGCAAGUUCGGCGUCUCAAGACCGGCAAGGAGGGUGUCGUACCCAGCAGCUAUAUCGAAAUCACGGCAAGCAUCACGUCUCCGACGACGUCAGGAACCAGCGCGGGCAAGUCUCUUGUGGCACAGAACCGGUUGGAAGAGGAGCGCCUGACGAGAGAAGCCGUCAAGAGGGAUCAGAGAGCAGCAGAGGUAGGACCUGGAAUGCGUUUGCCUGAAAGGCAUAGUAGCUUGUCAGCUGGGGACAGUAGUAACCUUUCUGGGAAACAGCGAAGCAGACGCGAAAACGGCGGCAGCAAAUCCGGCUCCUCCAAGUCCAAACCUGAUCAGUCCAAGGUACGUGUCUGGACGGAUCGAUCCAAGUCAUUCAGCGUCGAGGCGCAAUUCCUCGGCCUCAAAGACGGCAAGAUCAACCUACACAAGAUGAACGGUGUCAAGAUUGCCGUCCCCCUGGCCAAGAUGUCGUCGGGAGACAUUGAGUACGUCGAACGAGUCACGGGUGUGUCCCUGGAUGAGGACAAGCCUCUUGCGGACGUGAAACGAGCAAAGUCGACGAGGAGCGGCGCAGCCAGAGAGGGAUCACGCAGUAAUGCGGGCGCCUCGGUGGAGCCAGGAAAGUCUGACUACGACUGGUUCCAGUUCUUCCUUUCCUGUGACGUUGCCGUUGGGCUCUGCGAGCGAUACGCUCAAGCUUUCGCGAAAGACUCGAUGGACGAGAGCGUUCUGCCCGAUGUGGACGCGACCAUCCUCCGCAACCUUGGACUACGCGAGGGCGACAUCAUCAAAGUCACGCGCUUUCUCGACAAGAAGUAUGGCCGGGACUUGAAGAAGAGGAAUGUGAGCUUCGCCGAAGAUGGGGACGGCGAGGAUGGGACCUCUGGCGGUCUAUUUUCGGGACCGGGAGGGACCCUCCGAAACAACACGCGGAAAGGCCGUCCAGCUCCGACAGUUCAGACAAACGACACUAUUGACCCCAAAGCCUUCUCUCAGUCAAGGGACCUCGGUCGCGAGAACUCGGCGUCUCCUUCGCCCGUCGCCACGCGGCCCAAGGCCGCCGACAAGGGCAGUAGCGGAUUCGACGACGACGCGUGGGAUGUGAAGCCGGCAAAGCAACCAGAAUCGCAGCCAAAAUCGACUCCGACUCCAGAGGCCAAGCCGGCGCCUCCCCAACCGCAGAGCGCCCCGACACAGGCUAUGCUGGACUUAUCCUUGCUAUCCAGUCCCCUUGAGCCAGCCAAGGUACAGUCAACCGUGACGGCUCCUGCUGUCACUCGGCCAGCGCCGCAACCACAGAACCUGCCCCAGCAAGCUCAGGCUCAACCCCAGCCUCAGGGGGCCACGCCAUCCUUCUUCACGGGCAUCCAGGCAACACCAACGGGACCUACGACGCCGGCCCAACCGCUUAAUCUCGGUCUCAGCAGCAGGCAGCGACCAACUCCGCCUCAGUUGACGGGGGUACAGGGCGCUCUGAUGCCACCGCCGCCAGCGCGGCCGUUGUCGGCACCGCAAUCAGCACAGCCAAGUGGCUUCGCGCCGCCGCCGCUGCCGAUGCAGCCUCAGAUGACUGGUAUCGCACCUCCGGGCCAGAGCCUGCUCGGGCUCAGCCAGCAGCAGAUGCAGCAGCCCUACAUGGGCGGCUUCCAACCGCAGCCCACCGGUCAGGGCAUGAUGCAGUUCAACCCGACCGGUGGCAUGCCGCAGCAGCAGCAAACCGGGUUCGGUAGUCAGCAGUUCAUGCAGCCCCAGAUGACGGGCGCACCACAGCAAUUCUCGCCGGUCCAAGCCCAGCCAACGGGGUUUCCCGGGAGGUUCGAGCCUGGGCAGCAAUUCCCACAACAGACCGGGGUCAACACGUUCUUGCCGCCGGCGCUGGAGCCUCAGAGGACUGGGAUACCCCCUAUGCCCGCGCAGAUGCAGCCCCAGCCGACGGGGUACGGCGGAUACGGUCAGGGUUUCAAUCCGGGCUUGAACAAUGCACCUUCUCAACAACCUUCGCUGGCUCCCCUCCAACCCCAGCAGACGGGGCCAGCGCCGCCCGUCCGAUUCGGAGUCGCCAACAAAAUCGCUCCACAGGCAACUGGCCGCCGUGCGAACCUGGCCCAAGCAACUCCACAGAACCCCUUUGGCUUCUGA
Anthostomella pinea is the source of this 3477-nucleotide messenger RNA. NCBI's taxonomy places the organism in Eukaryota, Fungi, Ascomycota, Sordariomycetes, Xylariales, Xylariaceae. The record is from the annotation of a GenBank genome assembly.